Messenger RNA from Spodoptera litura, 2210 nucleotides. It is a transcript of the gene ple, whose product is annotated as tyrosine hydroxylase ple. The record is from RefSeq and is a predicted model, not a curated record. Gene Ontology annotation, cellular component: cytoplasm; perikaryon; axon. Gene Ontology annotation, biological process: dopamine biosynthetic process from tyrosine. NCBI's taxonomy places the organism in Eukaryota, Metazoa, Arthropoda, Insecta, Lepidoptera, Noctuidae. Gene Ontology annotation, molecular function: iron ion binding; tyrosine 3-monooxygenase activity.
UGGUCUGUUUGCAAUCCAAAGUUUAGUUAGCUAUAGUAAUACGACAGCUCGAGUCGCAGACAGACAGGCACAAAGCCCGUGGUCGAGACAAAAAAGCUCUCGCAGACAAUACGCUAGCUAAUCGCGCAGUGAACCUUCGUUCAGGCCCUUCAAAUACCAGUGGUGUGUCGUGAGAAGCCAUGGCCGUCGCAGCUGCUCAGAAGAACCGCGAAAUGUUCGCCAUCAAGAAGUCAUACAGCAUCGAGAACGGUUACCCGUCUCGUCGCCGCUCGCUCGUAGACGAUGCCAGGUUCGAGACACUGGUUGUCAAACAGACCAAACAAAGCGUAUUGGAAGAAGCACGCGCCCGCGCCAAUGACUCUGGCUUGGAUUCCGAUUUUAUCCAAGACGGGAUUCUUAUUGGCAAUGGUGAUAACUCGCCGACUGUCGAAGAUGGCACCCAACAAGACGAGACUAAGAAUGGUCACCUCGCUGAUGCUGAUAUCGGUGAUGAUGCUGGAAAAACGGACGAGGAUUAUACUCUGACCGAGGAAGAAAUAAUUCUGCAAAAUGCAGCAAGUGAAUCUCCCGAGGCAGAGCAGGCUAUGCAACAAGCCGCGUUACUGCUACGCAUGCGAGAUGGAAUGGGCUCACUGGCUCGCAUCCUCAAGACCAUCGAUAACUACAAGGGAUGCGUGCAGCAUCUCGAAACUCGUCCUUCCCAGCUGACCGGCGUCCAAUUCGAUGCCCUCGUCAAAGUUAGCAUGUCUCGCAUCAACUUAUUGCAACUUAUCAGAUCUCUUCGACAGUCAACCUCUUUCGCUGGAGUUAACCUCGUAUCUGAGAACAACAUCUCAAGCAAAACCCCAUGGUUCCCGCGCCAUGCUUCGGAUCUCGAUAACUGCAAUCACCUUAUGACCAAAUUUGAACCUGAAUUGGAUAUGAACCAUCCUGGUUUCGCGGACAAGGACUACAGGGAGCGAAGGAAGCAAAUAGCCGAAAUCGCUUUCGCUUACAAAUACGGAGACCCAAUCCCAUCUAUUACCUACAAGGAUUCUGAGAACGCUACUUGGCAGCGAGUAUUCAACACUGUAUUGGAUCUUAUGCCUAAGCACGCCUGCAGAGAGUACAAGAUUGCAUUUGGAAAACUGCAGGCGGCAGACAUCUUCGUGCCGCAACACAUUCCUCAGCUCGAGGAUGUGAGCAACUUCCUCCGCAAGCACACCGGGUUCACGCUGCGCCCUGCUGCUGGUCUCCUCACUGCUCGCGACUUCCUUGCUUCCCUUGCAUUCCGUGUCUUCCAGUCGACCCAGUACGUUCGCCACGCCAACUCGCCGUUCCACACCCCAGAACCUGAUUGUAUUCACGAGCUCCUCGGACACAUACCUCUAUUGGCUGACCCCAGCUUCGCCCAGUUCUCACAAGAGAUUGGUCUCGCAUCUCUUGGCGCUUCGGACGCUGAAAUUGAAAAGCUCUCUACUGUGUACUGGUUCACCGUUGAAUUCGGACUGUGCAAGGAGAACCAACAGCUGAAGGCGUACGGUGCCGCUCUCUUGUCCUCAAUUGGCGAAUUACUGCAUGCUCUCAGUGACAAGCCGGAAUUGAGGCCUUUCGAGCCAGCAUCCACCUCUGUACAGCCCUACCAGGACCAGGAAUAUCAACCGAUCUACUAUGUAGCCGAAAGUUUUGAAGAUGCCAAAGAUAAAUUCAGACGCUGGGUGUCGACCAUGUCGCGUCCUUUCGAAGUGCGCUUCAACCCGCACACGGAGCGCGUGGAGGUGCUUGACUCCGUGGACAAGCUGGAGACACUCAUCUGGCAGCUGAACACCGAAAUGUUGCACCUUACCAACGCCGUCAAGAAGCUCAAGGACUCUCAUUUCGAGUAAUCAGCCUACCCGUAGUACACUUCAAUGGUUCAUUGCACGCGGCCUCGCCGCAUUCUGUAUAGCUAGUGAUAUAAUAGAUGUAAGACUGUUGUUGGCGUGUGUGGAGCGUAUGUGCGAGCGAUUGUGAAAACCAUCCGAUGGUACUUCGUUGAAUUCCUUUUUGUACCUUAUUGUAUUAUUUAUUAUGCCAGCUCAUUGCCUGGGUCUCGAAGACUGCACAGAAUCCCGAUUGCCCAUUUACGGAACCUGUGCCCGUUUCUCGAGUCCCUUACUAUUAUUAGUAUUAAUUUAUAAUUUAAUGAAACACAAAUAAAUAAAAAAUGGAGCACCAAAAAUAUAUAAAAA